AGGCAUGGAGAAGCAGCCCAAUGCGGCUGUUUCCAAAAAAGUAUUGAAUGUCCAGAGGAAUUCAGUCACCCCUCCCGUGAAAGUGCGUAUUUGAGAGCGCGCACAGGAGCGGGCGCUCGCACUCCAGCUCUGCGUUCAGUCCCAAGCGCUUCUGACCCUCGCUCCUCUCUGGACAUUUCUCUGUUGCAGCCGAGCAAACCAUAAGCAGCCAUGGAUGCCAUUAAGAAGAAGAUGCAGAUGCUCAAGCUCGACAAGGAGAACGCCUUGGACAGAGCUGAGCAGGCUGAGGGUGACAAAAAGGCAGCGGAGGACAGGAGCAAACAGUUAGAAGACGAACUAAUUCAGUUGGAAAAGAGGUUGCGCGUAUCGGAGGACGAGCGUGAUAAAGUGCUUGAGGAGUACCAGAGCGUCGAGGAGAAGCUCCUGUCCGCUGAGGAGGUCGCCACCAAGCUUGAGGAUGACCUCCUGGCACUGCAGAAGAAACUGAAGGGCACUGAGGAUGAGCUCGACAAAUAUUCUGAGGCUCUUAAAGAUGCACAGGAGAAACUGGAGCUGGCUGAGAAGAAGGCUACAGAUGCUGAGGGUGAUGUAGCUUCCCUGAACAGACGUAUCCAGCUGGUUGAGGAGGAGUUGGAUCGCGCUCAAGAGCGCUUGGCCACUGCCCUGCAGAAGCUGGAGGAGGCCGAGAAGGCUGCCGAUGAGAGCGAGAGAGGCAUGAAGGUCAUUGAGAACAGAGCUCUGAAGGAUGAGGAGAAGAUGGAGAUCCAGGAGAUCCAGCUCAAGGAGGCCAAACACAUUGCUGAGGAGGCCGACCGCAAAUACGAGGAGGUGGCCCGUAAGCUGGUGAUCGUUGAGGCUGAGCUGGAGCGCACAGAGGAGCGCGCUGAGCUGAAUGAGAGACGCCUUCGGAGAUUACAGGAUGAGCUUCGAGUGUUGGACCAAACCUAUAAGUCAUUAAAGGCAUCAGAAGAACAGUACUCACAGAAAGAAGACAAAUACGAGGAGGAGAUCAAGGUCCUCACUGACAAACUAAAGGAGGCCGAGACCCGUGCCGAGUUCGCUGAGAGGUCAGUCGCCAAGCUUGAGAAGACCAUUGAUGACCUUGAAGAUGAGUUAUAUUCCCAGAAACUCAAGUACAAAGCCAUCAGCGAGGAGCUGGACCACGCUCUCAACGACAUGACUUCAAUGUAAUUCAUCUGCGGUCUCUGCCUGUGCCUGUGCCCCUCCCCCAUUACCCAUAAUCCCCCUCUCACCCGCUCUAAAUAAGGUCUUGUAUCUUCAGUUCACACACUAUGACUCUUUCCUCUGUUUAAAAACACUAUCUCUGUAACUCUACAAGACUUAUGGUUCCUGUACUGUUAUUUGAGGUAUUUGAAGUAUUUGCUUAUUGCAAAUUUGUCCAUGGGUCUUAAUGUUUAGGCCAUGGCUUGUAGAGUCAGUGUAUAGGAGUUUUGUGAUUUGAAUUCAUAACUAUUGUAUUGCUUCAUUUGAAAUAAUAUUGUGAGAAAAUAUGUAUGUGCAUGUUUUUUUUAUUUAUGCAUGUAUGUAUAUAAUAUAUAUACAUGCAUGCAUACAUACAUGUAUACAUAGACACACACACAUUGUGUGCACAUGCAUUCAAAAGUUAUAAAAUAAUGUAAAUGUAUAAAAUGACUGUUAUAAAUUAAACAUUACUAAUAUUUUUCUUCAGCAAGGAUGCAUUUAAUUGUUUAGAAUUGACCGUAAAUAACUUCAAUUUCAAAAACGCAAAAAUCUUACCAACCCCAAACUUAAAAGGUAAAGUGUAAAUUAACAAACAGGGAUUUAGUCGGUUAACUAUCUUUAGUAAUGUUAACAAUAUUCAGGAUAUAGGUUCAUUUUAAAAAACACAGUAAUAUAGAAAGAUGGACUCAAUCACCCAGCCCUACUGGCAGUUCUGUGGAGUCUUAAAGGGAUACUCCACCCCAAAAUGAAAAUUUGGUCAUUAAUCACUUACCCCCAUGUCAUUCCAACCCCGUAAAAGCUUUGUUCGUCUUCGGAACACAAUUUAAGAUAUUUUAGAUGAAAACCGGGAGGCUUGUGACUGUCCCAUUGACUGCAUAGUAAAGUGCACUGUCAAGGUCCGUAAAAGUAUGAAAAACGUAGUCAAAGCAGUCCAUCUGCCAUCAGACAUCUGAAUUUUAUGAUGCGACGAGAACACUUUUUGUACACAAAAAAACUAAAUAUGAAUGCAAGCGCGUUCAUGAGUUCUCUAGUGAACUCAUGAACGCGCUUGCAGGAAGUGUCACGGAGGAGGAGAAAAAGUUGAUAUUGGGUUUAUAGAGCGACGCUCUUACGGGUUUGGAACGACAUGGGGGUAAGUGAUUAAUGAAAAUUUUCAUUUUGGGGUGGAGUAUCCCUUUAACCCCAAAGCAUGUGAAACGCAGUCAGAAAUGCACCACAGUUUUACAGUGGGAAGCGUUUCAUGCUCAGUGACUUCCUGUGUGUGUGUGGUGUUUCCUCUCCUCUGGUGUAAAUUCAUCUACUAACAAGGUCUUCUUCUGUUCAGAAGACCGGCCCAAAGCCUGCCGUGUAGAGAUGUUUUCUGAUCGUAGGAUGUUGUCUCAUGUAGUAGUUGUUUAGGAGCAUGAGCUGCUUGGUAAGUCAGCCAUUCAGCAUUAGUGUUAGCUGGAGACGCUUCUGAUAUCAGAGAUCAGUGGAGACUCUUUAUAAUGAAUGAGCAGCAUCGUGGCUCCUGUAUGUGGUGGUUUCUUCCCUCUUCUUGUGUUUGAUGGCUUUCUCUGUCCCUUCCAUCACCUUUUUUCUUACUUUUUUCCCCCCGCGCAGAUAAAUUGUUCAUCAAAGACGCGUCCCGCUGGCUGAACGACUUCACUCUGCCCUUUCCAGUCUUUCUUUUCCUCUCAUCCCUCUACAUUGUGUUUUGUUAUCCAUCUUUUCUUGUA
Molecule: messenger RNA, 2921 nt
Organism: Onychostoma macrolepis
Lineage: Eukaryota; Metazoa; Chordata; Actinopteri; Cypriniformes; Cyprinidae
Gene: tpm1
Product: tropomyosin 1 (alpha)
Exons: 10
Coding region: 211-1191 (326 amino acids)
Biological process (GO): cardiac muscle contraction; actin filament organization
Cellular component (GO): actin filament
Molecular function (GO): actin filament binding
Source: RefSeq, a predicted model, not a curated record